GCACCCCGGGGAGGGGCGUGGUUCGACAACUUCAGCCGCUCAGCUGGACCAAUCCCGACCCGGGAGGCGAAACGGACCCCUACCUGGGCCCAGGUGAGCUGAACCGUGCGUCUCUCGGCGGCUCGGCUCCCGGGAUGGAGGGAGCCCGGGCGGCAUCCAGAGAAGACCGAGCCGGAGCCGAGUUGCCAAUGGAGCCCUUGGAAAGCCUGGAGCCGGGGCUGGGGCAGCCGCAGGCCCCCGAGGAGGAGCGACGGCCAGAAAGUCCCGAGAGCAGCCCGGCCGCGGCCGUGCAGGAGGCGACCGGCGCGGGCCAGGACCCCUCGGGCGGGAAGAAGCUGCCCUCGCCUCGCCCCGCGCGCCCGCGGGUGCUGCCCGCCAGCCUGGGCUACGGCGCCUUCCGCCGCCAGUUGUCCGCUGGCCCCGAGCCGCCGUCGCCGAGGCCCGCUGCGGCCGAGCAGCCCCGGGACGGCGAGGCGGCGGGAGCCGAGCUGGUGCCCUGGGCCGCGCCGGGGGAGCCGGCGCCCGGCAACUGGGCGCCCGUGGAGCUGCAGGUGGACGUGCGCGUGAAGCCCGUGGGCGCGGCCGGCGGCAGCUGCACGCCCUCGCCGGCGCCCUCCCGGCGCUUCAUCACGGUCCCGGUGCCCGAGUCCCCCGCCUUCUCCCGCCACGCCGCCCCGGGGUACCCGUUCCUGCCGCGGACCGCGUCCUUGGGCAGCACGUGGAGCCGCGGCUCGCCACUGGCUGCCGCCCGGGCGGAGCACGGCCUCGACGCGGAGGGCCAGAGCAGCCCCACGGAAGGGGGCGCGGAGUCCCCGGGCUGCCCCACGUGCCGCUGCCGCUGCCAGGAGCUGGGGAAGGAGGACGCCGCGCUGCUGCCGCGCGCCGAGGCGGACGGCGACCUGAAGCUGCACCCGGCUAUCAAGCUCAUAGGGCUGCCCAUGUACAUGAAGUCCCUGCGCUGGGCCCUGGCGGUCAUGGCCGUGCUCCUGGCGGUGUCCACGGUUGCCAUUGUGGCCCUGGCCUCUAGAACAGGGGCCGUGUGCCGGCCGUGUCCCCAUGGCUGGCUGUGGUCUGGGGAGCACUGUUACUACCUCUCUACUGAAGCUCAAGCCUGGGAGGCCAGCCAGGCUUUCUGCUCCGCCCACCAUGCUACCCUCCCCCUGCUGAGCCACAUCCAGGACUCCCUGGGCAGAUACCCUGUCACCAUGUACUCCUGGGUGGGGGCCCGGCGAGGCCCCCAGGGCUGGCACUGGAUCGACGGGGGCCCCCUGCCACCCCAGCUACUCCCAGAGGAAGACAAGGACCAGCCGGGUCUGAAGUGCGCGGGCCUGGAGGGAGGCAAGCUCAUGGCUUUGGACUGCGCCUCUUCAAGACCCUGGGUCUGUGCCCAGGGGACCAACUGACUGGGGUUCUGCCCAUUCCAACCCUGUUGGGGGCAUACAGUCCCCCCACCCCCCAGAGGGGGGCCUAUUUCCUGGACCCAGGCUCCCGCCGCUCCCUGCUUGGUGCCUGGGGCCCUGCCUGAGCGAAGUGGGGAGCUGGGCCUCUGUUGCAGGAAGAUCACCUCCGGGGAAGGCUUUCUGUGGCCCAUCUUCGCCUCCAGCUGUUGAAGAGGAUUUGUUCAGAGACCUUGAGAUGUUUUUUUUUUUUUUUUUUUUUGCAUUUCUGAGCCUUGGUCUCUCCCUCAUGAAAAUCCCAUUCUCUCCCUUACCGGCUUCAUCACAAUGCACCCUUCAGUCCUAGGGGAACGGAAAGGAUUAGUGGUCACAGGUGAGCCCCAUCUGAGUGGACAUGGAGCCAUGAGAUGGGUGUUCCACUGGUUUGUGGCCAGAGGGCUUGUCAGCAGUGACAUCCUUGCUAUAAACGCCGUUUCCAGGCGAGGGGCACACAGCUGAUGACCCGUGUCAGCAAGUGAGAAGUGGUGGCCCCCGGAGGAGGAGGGAGGUUGCACACUGAUGGCCAAGGCUGGGGCGACGGGGAGAGGACCACCAUGAUAGGCGAAGUUCCUGCAAAGCACGGGGUCCGACAGGAGGCUGUACCUGCAUCUGAUCUUGGUGCUGAACAUUCCACACAACUGUGAUACAAACAAACUUUCCUUUCCAAAUUUCCCUGGGAGAAGCCUGUGCUGGUUCAUUUAAACCAGUAGCAUGUAUAGAAUGUAUGGGCGAGUCCGCAACAACGCACUUGACAAGCAAUGAGUCUUAGAAGCACUGUGGCUCUCAUUCCAACAGCAAACUAGCCCCAGGGCUUGAUAACAUGUUUGAUUCUCACUCCAAAGCCCCUCUCAGCAGACACCCUGUGCCUGGUGCAUCAGGCUGGUUCAACAUCAAGAGCCUCUGGGUUCCUCCCAGCUUCAGGGCCGAGUACCGGGGCUUGGGGAUCCCAGGACACAGGUGCCACUGAGAAUCGGCUGUGGCGGUGCCUGGAGUGUGGUGCUGAGGGCUGGAAAUCUGAGGUACUCAGCUUCACUUGGUGAAGAAGGGGAGUAAGAAUGAGCUUAUUAGGACGUUACUAGUUACUGUCCAAAGUUGGCAAACCAAGAAAUCAAAAGUGUAAGCUUAUUAUUUAGAAAUAUGGAGACAAGUACUAGAAUUGCGAAAAUAAUUAUAAAGCAAUUAAAACUGAUGACAGAAGUCAGAAUCAUGGCUAAUAACUGGGCAGAGGAGCCAGGGAACAUCCUGGGUGCUGGGCAUGGCCUAGAUCUUGAUCUGGAUGGGUUGAGGAUAGCUGCAUAAAAAGUCACCAAGCUGUUAUGCUUAAGGUUAAAAAGUGACAUCUGUCUUUAAAGACCAGGAACAAUCAUUAGACUGAAAAAAAAAAUAUAUAUAUAUAUAUACACACACACACACACACACACACACAUAUACUAGAGGCCCAGUGUACAAGAUUUGUGCACUUGGGGAGAGGGUUCCCUCAGCCCGGCCUCGCAGUCCAGGCGCCCUUGGGGGAUAUCCAACUGAUGGGGAGUGGGCCUAAGCCAGCAGUCAGACAUCCUUAGUGCCUCCCUCUCCUGCCACCACCACUGCACAUGGCAGGACUUCUGGCUGAGCGGUGCUCCCCCUGUGGGAGCACAAUGACCGCCAGGGGGCAGCUCCUCUGUGAGUGUCUGCCCCCUGGUGGUCAGUGUGCAUCAUAGUGACCAGUCAUUCACCGUUUGGUCAAUUUGCACAUUAGCCUUUUAUUAUAUAGGAUAUAUAUAUAUCAUACAUAUAUAUUUUUUAAGAAAAUUGGUCUCUGGGUACAUAAUUAUUCGGGGUCUAAAUAGUUACUUGGAGACUGUAAUAAAUACUGAAGUAAAUGUUACAUAUUAUCAUCACCUGAUUCAUCUUCCUUCAAAGAUUCCUUGGCUCCCUGGCUGGUGUGGCUCAGUUGGUUGAGCGUCAUCGGUGCACCAAAAGGUUGCCAGUUCUAUUACUGGUCAGGGCACAUGCCUGGGUUUUGAACUCAAUCCCUGAUGGAGUGUGGUGGCAGCUGAUCAAUGCUUGUCUCUCCCUCUCUAAAAAAUCAAUAAAAACAUUAAAAAAAAAAAAAUAACGUUCCUUAGCAUAUUUCUCCACAUCUUCCCUUAUGUAUUUUGGAACAAUUUCAUGUCUUUUAGUUAUUUCACCAACCCAGGUGAGCUCCAGUUCAAAAGCUUUGUCCUUAACUUCAUCAUGUAGAACUGAUUCUUUAAAAACACAUCCUUUAAUAGUGCUAACUUAAAAUCAUAUUCACAUUUUUAAAAAAUACACAAGACUCAUACUUAUGUCCUACUUUGAUAAAAAGAGAA
Molecule: messenger RNA, 3769 nt
Organism: Myotis daubentonii (Daubenton's bat)
Lineage: Eukaryota; Metazoa; Chordata; Mammalia; Chiroptera; Vespertilionidae
Gene: KLRG2
Product: killer cell lectin like receptor G2
Source: RefSeq, a predicted model, not a curated record